Messenger RNA from Meriones unguiculatus (Mongolian gerbil), 930 nucleotides. Its product is annotated as zinc finger protein ZFP2-like. The annotation marks the transcript as partial. The transcript has a single exon. NCBI's taxonomy places the organism in Eukaryota, Metazoa, Chordata, Mammalia, Rodentia, Muridae. Gene Ontology annotation, molecular function: DNA-binding transcription repressor activity, RNA polymerase II-specific. Gene Ontology annotation, biological process: negative regulation of transcription by RNA polymerase II. The record is from RefSeq and is a predicted model, not a curated record.
AAAUCCUUCCACCAUACCACUGUUCUUAUAAGCCAUAAAAGAACACACACUGGAGAGAAGCCUUACAAAUAUAAUCAAUGUGGUAAAGCCUUUGCAAAAAACAGUAAGCUCAUACGUCAUAAAAGAACACACACUGGAGAGAAACCAUAUGAAUGUAAUGAGUGUGGCAAAGCCUUUGCAAAAAACAGUAAUCUCAUAACUCAUAAAAGAACACACACUGGAGAGAAACCUUAUGAGUGUUACCAGUGUGGUAAAGCUUUUGCAAAAAACAGUCAUCUCAUAAGCCAUGAAAGAACACACACUGGAGAGAAACCUUAUGAAUGUAACCAGUGUGGUAAAGCCUUUGCCGAAAACAGUCAUCUCAUAAGCCAUAAAAGAACACACACUGGAGAGAAACCAUAUGAAUGUAAUGAGUGUGGCAAAGCCUUUGCACAAAGCAGUAAUCUCAUAACUCAUAAAAGAACACACACUGGAGAGAAACCUUAUGAGUGUUACCAGUGUGGUAAAGCCUUUGCACAAAACAGUACUCUCUUAAGCCAUAAAAGAACACACACUGGAGAGAAACCUUAUCAAUGUAACCAGUGUGGUAAAGCCUUUGCCGAAAACAGUCAUCUCAUAAGCCAUAAAAGAACACACACUGGAGAGAAACCUUAUGGAUGUAACCAGUGUGGUAAAAGUUUUGCACAAAACAGUCCUCUCAUAAGACAUAAAAGAAAACAUACUGGAAAGAAACCUUAUGAAUAUACCCAAUGUGAUAAAGACUUUGCACAGCAGUCUCCGGAAACAUGAAAAAACGCACAGUUUAGAGAAGCUUGGUGAGGAUAAUUAGUGUGAUAAAACCUUUGCAUAUAACAGUCAUCUCCUAAGACAACAGCACAUUCUGGAGGGAAACCAUAUGACUUAACAGUGUGGCAAAGCCUUUGCACAUAA